CCUCAAUUCAAUUCAGUCAAUUCCUUACAUACUCAUCCAAUUUACAAAUCAAAGAGACUACAAUACAUUCCACCAAAGUGGCCACCAAACGCCUCACCACCCUCUUGUCCCACCUCUCCCACCUCCCCAACAACCCCUCCAAUCCAGCACCCCCCAGAACGUCCUCCAAAAUGUCCUCCACCAGCAAACCCACCACCGCCGCACCCUGGCGCACCCCCCUCGAAUCAAACCUAACAGCCCACUCCACAACCUCCUUCACCCUCUCAACCGCAACGCUCGACCCAAAAACACACCUUCCCACCCCCCGCUCCCGCACCUGCGAACUCCGCGGCUUCUUCCCCACCCCGCCGCUCCACCCCUCCGCGCUGCAGGCCCUCCGCGCGCAAAACGUGCCCCUCAACCCGGCGCUUUACGAGGGCGACCUGCUCUCGCUCACGACGGAUGCGCGUAUGGAGAAGACGGCGCAAUUGCGCGAGUCUGGUGGGGCCGUUGAGGCGGUGUUUUGGGUGAAGGGCGCGAUGGUGCAGUGGCGGGUGAGGGGGUGUGCUUUUGCGAUUGGGGGUGGGGGGGAGGAGGAGGGUGUUGCGAGGGAGAGGAUUAUGGGUCGUUUGAGGAGGGUGACGGAGACGACGGGGGAUGAUAAGGAUUGGGAUUGGGAGAGGCUGGUGACGGCUUAUUUUGCGAAUAUGUCGCCUGUUAUGCGUGGCACAUUCACAGCACCACCCCCAGGACAGCCCCGUUCUCAAGUCCCCGCCAACCCAAACUACAAAAUGGGCGAGCCACUCGAGGACCUGCGCGAUCCAGUAGCGAGGGCUAAUUUCCGCGUCGUGGUUAUCUUGCCGGACGAGGUAGAGCGGUUGGAUCUGUCGGAUAAUGCGAAUGUUACGCGGCGGCAGUGGACGCUGGGCCCUGAGAAUGGGGAGUGGGUUGAGGAGGAAUUGUGGCCUUGAUUUGGCUUGUGUUGGUGUGAUGUUUUUUAUGGGAUUGGUUGGUAUAUAUGGUUUGAUUUACUAGAUACUGUUUAUCGAUGAGGUAGAUGUGGUGUUAAUCUGAGGGCUGCAUAAUAUCAUUUAUAAUUAUAUAUCUCCGUAUAAU
This is a messenger RNA of Aspergillus candidus, 1095 nucleotides long. RefSeq lists its product as uncharacterized. Gene Ontology annotation, molecular function: FMN binding. Bases 171 to 950 code for a protein of 259 amino acids. The transcript is spliced from 2 exons. NCBI's taxonomy places the organism in Eukaryota, Fungi, Ascomycota, Eurotiomycetes, Eurotiales, Aspergillaceae. The record is from RefSeq and is a predicted model, not a curated record.